AUGACGAAGCAUCGUGAAAAAUUUGAUGAUCUGGCAACUGCAAUUUUGCGUAAGAAGGACAAGCCUAAUAGGCUACUGGUUGAAGAAGCAGUAAGCGAUGAUAAUUCAGUGGUCGCUCUAUCUGAAGCUAAAAUGUGUGAGCUUCAAUUGUUUCGCGGUGACACGGUAUUACUGAAAGGAAAACGACGCAAGGAAACAGUUUGCAUCGUAUUAUCUGAUGAAACUUGUCCUAAUGAAAAAAUCCGCAUGAACAGAGUUGUAAGAAAUAAUUUACGUGUUCGUUUGAGCGAUGUUGUAUCAAUACAACCUUGCCCAAGUGUCAAAUACGGAAAGAGAAUUCAUGUUUUGCCCAUGGAUGAUACUGUCGAAGGAUUGACUGGAAAUUUGUUUGAAGUUUAUUUGAAACCGUACUUCUUGGAAGCAUAUCGUCCAGUUUACAAAGAUGAUAACUUUAUUGUUCGAGGAGGAAUGCGUGCUGUUGAAUUCAAAGUUGUUGAGACUGAUCCUAGUCCCUAUUGCAUAGUUGCUCCUGAUACUGUUAUUCACUGUGAGGGAGAUCCAAUUAAACGAGAAGAAGAAGAAGAAGCUUUAAAUGCAGUUGGAUAUGAUGAUAUUGGUGGUGUACGCAAGCAGCUUGCUCAAAUAAAAGAAAUGGUUGAGCUACCGUUACGUCAUCCUUCAUUGUUUAAAGCUAUUGGAGUAAAACCACCGCGUGGUAUUUUGUUGUAUGGUCCACCUGGUACUGGAAAAACUCUCAUCGCUCAAUCUGAGAGUAACUUACGUAAAGCAUUCGAAGAAGCAGAAAAAAAUUCACCAGCUAUCAUUUUCAUCGAUGAACUGGAUGCUAUCGCACCAAAACGUGAAAAAACUCAUGGAGAAGUUGAAAGACGAAUUGUUUCACAAUUGCUAACGUUGAUGGAUGGUAUGAAACAGAGUUCUCAUGUAAUUGUUAUGGCUGCAACUAACAGACCAAAUAGUAUUGAUGGAGCUUUACGUCGUUUUGGUCGUUUCGACAGAGAAAUUGAUAUUGGUAUUCCUGACGCUACUGGACGUUUAGAAAUUUUGCGUAUCCAUACUAAAAAUAUGAGACUUGCUGACGAUGUUGAAUUGGAACAAAUCGCUGCUGAGACCCAUGGACAUGUUGGUGCUGAUUUGGCUUCAUUGUGUUCUGAAGCAGCAUUGCAACAAAUUCGUGAAAAAAUGGAUUUGAUUGACUUGGAAGAUGACCAGAUUGACGCUGAGGUUCUGGCAUCACUUGCUGUGACAAUGGAUAACUUCAAAUACGCAAUGACUAAAAGUAGUCCAAGUGCUUUACGUGAAACAAUUGUUGAAGUACCUACUGUUACAUGGGAUGAUGUCGGAGGACUCCAAAACGUUAAGAAAGAAUUGCAAGAACUUGUUCAAUACCCUGUUGAACAUCCUGAUAAAUUUUUGAAAUUUGGUAUGCAACCAUCAAGAGGUGUUUUGUUCUAUGGUCCACCUGGAUGUGGUAAAACUUUAUUAGCUAAAGCGAUUGCAAACGAAUGCCAAGCUAACUUCAUUUCUGUCAAGGGACCAGAAUUGUUAACUAUGUGGUUCGGUGAAUCUGAAGCCAAUGUAAGAGAUGUUUUCGAUAAAGCCAGAUCAGCUGCACCAUGUGUUCUGUUUUUCGAUGAAUUAGAUUCAAUUGCUAAAUCCCGUGGUGGUUCAGUCGGUGAUGGAGGUGGUUCUGCUGAUCGUGUUAUUAAUCAAAUUUUAACUGAAAUGGAUGGUAUGGGCGCUAAGAAAAAUGUAUUUAUUAUUGGUGCUACAAAUCGUCCAGACAUCAUUGAUCCUGCUAUUCUUCGUCCGGGACGUCUCGAUCAACUGAUUUAUAUUCCGCUGCCAGACGAGAAAUCACGAGAAGCUAUCUUCAGAGCUAAUCUACGAAAGUCUCCUGUAGCUAAGGAUGUUGAUUUAACAUACAUUGCUAAAGUAACCCACGGUUUUUCUGGCGCUGAUUUGACUGAAAUCUGUCAACGUGCAUGCAAAUUAGCUAUUAGGCAGUGCAUUGAAGCUGAUGUACGUAGAGAAAGAGAACGAAUGGAUAACCCUUCAGUUUCGAUGGAUAUGGAUGAAGAUGAUCCAGUACCAGAAAUAACACGAGCUCAUUUUGAAGAAGCGAUGAGGUUCGCUCGUCGUUCAGUAUCUGACAACGAUAUUCGUAAAUACGAAAUGUUUGCACAAACAUUACAACAAUCACGAGGUUUUGGGACUAACUUUAGAUUCCCUCAGAAUGCUGCGGGAGGUACUCAAGAUACCACUCAAGGAGAUCAAACUUUCCAAGAUGAUGGUGAUGAUGAUCUUUAUAGUUAA
Messenger RNA from Cotesia congregata, 2334 nucleotides. Lineage: Eukaryota; Metazoa; Arthropoda; Insecta; Hymenoptera; Braconidae. The record is from the annotation of a GenBank genome assembly.